Molecule: messenger RNA, 1716 nt
Organism: Trichoderma virens Gv29-8
Lineage: Eukaryota; Fungi; Ascomycota; Sordariomycetes; Hypocreales; Hypocreaceae
Exons: 4
Biological process (GO): DNA-templated transcription
Cellular component (GO): nucleus
Molecular function (GO): zinc ion binding; DNA binding
Source: RefSeq, a predicted model, not a curated record
AGUUCCGGUUACAUGGGCUUCACUAGCCAUACCAUCGUCUAUGAAGAGACAAAACGAAGUCUGAGCCUGCUCCAGGGUCAAGGAGCGGACCAUCGGCUAUCGCAAUCUGGCGCCGAUGAUCGGAUGGCUCCCAGGCACUCUUUCAACCAGCUCCCCCCUAUAGUGCGCCAUAUGAGCAUCUAUGUUUUGGAGGCUCUUCCAGGCCAAUGCAAUGAACAAAUCGCCUUUCGCGAUGAAGACUGCACUCAGAAGGGCUGGACGCAAGUCGCGCUGGCCCGCGUUACCAAGUCGGUUCAAGACCUGCUCAGAAAGAACCCAGACGGAACUGGUCCUGAUUUAGAACGAAUUACCGAGAUGAUAUGCAACAACACUGCUCAGCCUAUGAGAGACAUGGAUAAUCCGCAUCAGUGGAUGGAUCAGUUUUGUGGUGGGAAUCUCAGAUGGGAGUCAAUCGGUCUGAUAUGGGGGGGCUUGGAGCGUCUUAUGGAUACCAUGAACUCUUUCCGGCCUUGUCACGUUGAGUGGAUUCCUGGUAAGGGGUCUCACGAGCUUUCGAGAACGUAUAUAAAUUAUUGCAUUGAUUUGUCGCGGCACUUUUGUGAUGGCAGCCCUGUGUUAUUGGAUCUUCAUCGACGUCGAUCCAUUCUGGUGUCCGUCUUGGACGGUGAUGCGGCUGGAUCGUUUUGGUACUCUCAUGGCGCGGCUGUGGCCAUGAUGACCUUCAUGGGGCUACAUGCUCUAGAGAAGGAGAUUCCAUAUACACCCACGCUAUGUUCUGAGAGUAACAGACGACUCGUUGCCCAGAUCUUCAAUGCAGAUAAGUUCUGCGUUGCAUUCUCCGGGCGACCACCGCUGAUUAAUCGUCGAUACUGCACAACACCUCUACCGCUUGAUCUUAGUGAGGAAGAUCUGAUUGCAGAUGAGGCAACACUGCAGAAGGCCGUUCAAGGGCUGGAUGCUCGCGGCUGGAACACAAAGGGCCGCAUCUAUCCGAUAACACUCAUUCGAGCUCGCCGUAUGUUAGCGGGCCUUUUUGAGGAAGUGAUUGAGAUUGCACUGGGUUGUCGCGUCUGCAUAACUCUUGAUGAACUACGAAACAUACAAGACCGGGAAAUGGAAUUACUUGCGGGAUUUCCAGUCCAUCUUAAAUAUGAUUCGCAGGACUUUUCAGAUCCUGAGCUAGAUACCGAGUCCGUCUACGCCAGGAUACUAAUUCGUCUAACACAUUUGCAGACAAUGUUCUUCUUGGAGAGGCUGCUAUUGCUAAAUGGCAGCUUAGAAGAAGGCAAUUUGCUACUAUUCAGCUUCGAAAUGCUCAUUUUGACUCUUGCCAUGUGGACGCACAAAGACCGGUUCGCAGCAAUGCGACGCAAUUUUGAGUGGCUUCUCAUGGCCCACGCCGCACCAGCAGGCGGUAUCCUCUGCCUGGAACUGCUCAACCCAACGUUUACAGGCAAACAUCCCAAGGAUCCCCGAAUAACACGCUCGAGCAUCAUACAGAACCUCAGUCUCUUGGUAGGCUUUCUCGACUGGGUGCGUCCAUCCGCACCAAAUGGGGAUUUGUGCAUGGACUGCAAGGUGAUUAUACAACGAGUGCUGGAUCAUACCUUGAAUGGCAGUGUAGACGGCCAUAGCCCCCGAGCAUCUCUAGCAUACGACUUUCCAGAGCCUCUGGACUUUAACUUUGAGUUGCUAGAUACUUUUGGCUGGCUGCAU